Acanthochromis polyacanthus (spiny chromis) is the source of this 983-nucleotide messenger RNA. RefSeq names its product trypsin-3-like. NCBI's taxonomy places the organism in Eukaryota, Metazoa, Chordata, Actinopteri, Pomacentridae. The record is from RefSeq and is a predicted model, not a curated record. The transcript is spliced from 6 exons. Gene Ontology annotation, biological process: proteolysis. Bases 46 to 840 code for a protein of 264 amino acids. Gene Ontology annotation, molecular function: serine-type endopeptidase activity.
CACCACUGUUACUGUAGUUCAGUCAUUGGAGGAUCAGUGACAGAGAUGGCUCGUCUCACCUUUCUUCUUCUGCUGUGGGUCGGCGUUGCAGUGAGCACAGUGGUAGAUCUGCAGAAGAGAAUCAUCAGAGGUCAUCGAUGUGAUCGUUAUUUCCAUGUCAGAUUUCAAAUGACUUCACCUAAUGGGAAUUACGCCUUGUGUGGAGGCUCUCUGAUCAGUGAACGGUGGAUUCUGACUGCUGCUCACUGCCUCCUGCCAGGAAGGACCAUAUUUGCAUUUUUAGGUGUAGGUGAUGCUGCUCAAAGAGUCCAAAUCACAGCAAAUCCUGUGAUCUACACCACCAACAACAGACAACAUGACCUCAUGCUGCUGCAGCUACCUCCAAACCUAAACCUAAACCCUAACAUUCAGCCUAUAGCUCUUCCUAACUGUGGAAAUCAACCCAGACAUGAUCGUCAUCAUACUGUUGAGAUAGCAGGACAUGGUGCCAUCGUUGCGGACUGGAAUAAUUAUAAUGAAAGGAGACCUCGUGUAGUACCAGAUCUCCACUGUGCAGACAUCCCAGUUGUUGACUGUACAGACUACAGACAUCAUUUGCAGACAAAUUUCCCAAACUUUUACCAAAACAAAAACUACCAACACUGGUUCUGUGGCCAAAGCCCUACAGUGGAUGCAUGUCAUGGAGACUCUGGGGGAGGAGUGGUGUAUAAUGGCCAGAUCUACGGUGUCUUUUCUUUUAGUGGAGAUAAUCAGUUUGCAUGUGCUCAACCAGCUGCUUUUAUGAACCUCUGCCAUCCUGAGUACAAUGCUUGGAUCACUAGGAUCCUAACAACUGGAUAAAAAGCUUUAAGGUGUGACUAAGUGUAAACAGACUGAAAUGCUUUCAUCAUAUAUAUGUUGCUUUAGAUUCCAUCUUUGCAAGAACUGUUUUGCUAAUUUAUCUUUCUGCACAGUAGAAUUUGCUGGUCAAAGGUCAAAGGCUG